This is a messenger RNA of Procambarus clarkii (red swamp crayfish), 1444 nucleotides long. RefSeq names its product calponin 3 (gene Chd64). NCBI's taxonomy places the organism in Eukaryota, Metazoa, Arthropoda, Malacostraca, Decapoda, Cambaridae. Gene Ontology annotation, biological process: actin filament organization. The record is from RefSeq and is a predicted model, not a curated record. Gene Ontology annotation, cellular component: actin cytoskeleton. Gene Ontology annotation, molecular function: actin filament binding.
CGCGUAGUGUGAGGUAAAAGGGCGAGUCGCGGCCGCUCACCAUCAGUUGCCCCCAGACCUUCAGUGUGCAUACACGCAGUGUCGUACUCUCUCCUCCCACUACUGCAUUAUGAGCCGUGCUACUAAGUCAGGACUUGCCGCUGAGGCUCAGUCCAAGGUUGAGGCAAAGUACAAUGAGGAUCAGGCAGCAGAGUGCUUGGAGUGGAUUGCUACCAUUACUGGGCAAGAUUUUGACAAGUCAGGAGCUGCAGACAAUUUUUAUGAAGUUCUGAAGGAUGGGCAAUUGCUUUGCGAAGUAAUUAAUGCCCUGAAGCCUGGACAAAUAAAGAAGAUUCAGAAAUCCUCCAUGGCAUUCAAGUGUAUGGAAAAUAUAAACCAGUUUGUGGAUGGUGCCAAGGCUUGUGGCGUCCCCUCCCAAGAGACAUUCCAGACUGUUGACCUGUGGGAGCGCCAAAAUCUUAAUUCUGUUGUCAUUUGCAUUCAGUCACUUGGAAGGAAGGGUGCCCAGUUUGAUAAGCCUUCAAUUGGUCCCAAGGAAGCAGAGAAAAAUGUUAGACAGUUUAGUGAAGAGCAGCUCAGAGCCUCUGAUACAGUGAUCAGCCUUCAGUAUGGCUCAAAUAAGGGAGCAAACCAGGCUGGAAUGUCUUUUGGCAACACUCGUCAUAUGUAAAGGCAAUUCCACUUACAAAAAAUUUUCACCAAUUAAAAACUAAUUUUAUGGUUGAUGGAAUGCAUAAUUGUGAAGUACAUAGUAUAAGAAGUGUGUGUGUGAGAGACUUUGUUCAGGUUAUUGCCAGUUGACCCGUCAUCGUUAAGAAACUUUCCAAUGCUGAUUGUAUGGCUUUGGGGAAAAUUGUUAGUGAAUCUGUAUUAAUGACUCUUGAGGAAAAAGGAUAAAUUUUGUGCAUUGCAAAUAUUAGUAUAUUGAUUUUAUUGCAUUUUUUGAAGAUAAAUUUAAGAUUCCAAUAAUUAGUUUUAAUAUUCAAGGGCCCCAAUACAACCUAAAUGGUUAGCAGUAUUUAACACUAGCCAUAGCAUUUAAAGUUAGAAGUCUUUAUCUUAAUAUGUGAAUAGAAUUUCGAAUCCAUCGUGGAGACAAUAAAUAAUGUAUAGUACAGUAUGUUAAUGGAAUUUCUUGGCUUUUGUUAUUACUGAAUAGCAACAGGUAUUUGCCAGAGCACAUAAAUAAUGUUUACAGAUUAUAUUUAAUAAUUUAUGAUUUAUUUGGUAGAUAGCUUUCAUCCUUCCCCUCUCCCCUCUAAGACUCGUUCAGUCAUGUAUGGUUAUAAUAGUUCUGAAUCUCGUUUUGUCAUUCUUUGAAAAUAAUUGAAUUCUUAUUUUCUAAUGAAUGAUUAUGAAUUGUUUAAUUCUAAUCAUUCAUUCUUCAUGUGCUAUCACAUUCCAAGUUCAUAAAUUUUAUACGAAAAAUAAAAUUAUUUACUAA